CUCGGUUUUCACACUAAUCCCUAAGACCCCGCCUCUAAAAUUAGCAUGUUGACCAACCAUCAUAUACGUACGUUCGUUCUGCAACGAGACAUUGAAGAAGCAAACAAAACCAAAAAGAGAAAACAUUUGCUACGUGAAAUAAAAAGCAGAAGAUAUGUUAACUACCAAAUUCAAUUAACUGUUAGGCAAACACACAAUAUUACAAUCUCUGUCUCUCUCUCUCUCUCUCUCUCGAUCGGUGACGGUGCCUCUCUUUGGAAUAAUGAUCAUGAGCUGUGUUGCUCCUACAGUCGUCGUCUUCUCCUCCACCACCUGCUCCUUGUGUGUUUGUGAUUCCAGAAAGAACAAGCCCUACACCUCAAUCAUCCCUUCUUCUCCUCCUGUGAUUCGGCUGAUUCCUGAAUAGAGCCAGUUACCCUUGAAGUCAGAGAUUUUUACGUAGCUGGCCCUUGUAAUUUCCAAACCAGGCCAGACUUCCAACAUAAAACAGUCCAUACCUAUCUUGAAAAUACACUUGUAUGUAUUCUCACAGUAUUACAAUAUGUAGAUCCCCAAUACAAGGCGGAUCACUAAUAGUCCCAUGUAUUCUAAUCCAUGCCAAUCCCAAUCCGAAAUCCAAUAUUCCUAUCCUCCUCUUGAAUUGAGCCUCAAGCCCCCCACUACUUUUGAACCCCAACAAAACCCUUCUCUUAGUAGAAGCUGCUCCUCCACCUCCAUUGAUACCAUGGUCUCCGACUUAUUUUCCCCGGCCUCCUCCUCCUCCACCUCACUAUUAAUGUAUGGGGACUACAUUGGCAUGGAGUCCUGUGUCGACGUUCUAAGCGACGAUGAGUUGAGUUUUGGUCACCGUCAUCAUGAUUGUUAUACUCAGAGAAAAGAAAUGUUAUGUUGGGCGCAGGAGGAGAAGAAGAGAACUUAUGAGGAACUUCCACCUCCAAUUUCGUUGCUGGCGCGUACGGAGAAUCUGACUUCUCACAUGCCUUGGGUUUUGAAGAGGCACUACACCACCGAUGGACGGUUGAUUUUGACGGAGGAGAAGGUUAGGCACCAUGAGUACUUCAGGGCCCACAGAUCCAAUGGCCGUCUUAGAUUGCAGCUUGUCCCUCUUGAUGGCCAGGCUUUGGUUCCGCCAAUCGUUUGUUGCAAUGAUGAGCAUGAGGAUGAGGAGGUGGAUGAUCAUGAUGGGUACUGUAGUGAGUCCGAGGAUCAUGUAUUCUACGAUGACGAUCUGGCUGCUUAUGAUGGUGACAAUGAAGCUUAUGAUUACGAUUACGAUUACGAUUAUGACGAUGACUGCGAUAGUGAUGGUACCAGUGUUGAUGGUUGUCAUCAUCAUGGUGAUGCUGAACAAAUAUUUGAUGCUGUUAGUUCAACUACUGGAUUAGCUGGGAAGUGUCUCAAUAUCAAUGCUGUGAGAACACGGUCGUGCAACUUGGGAGUGCGAGCGCCAGCGAUCAGGCAUGCACACAGUUAACACUCACAAACAUUGUCACUUUCAUCUGUGUAGCUCAUGAGCUCCCAACACCUAAUGGCAUUUUUGGCCAAAAGUCACA
Messenger RNA from Pyrus x bretschneideri (Chinese white pear), 1553 nucleotides. RefSeq lists its product as uncharacterized. The transcript has 2 exons. Bases 581 to 1474 code for a protein of 297 amino acids. Lineage: Eukaryota; Viridiplantae; Streptophyta; Magnoliopsida; Rosales; Rosaceae. The record is from RefSeq and is a predicted model, not a curated record.